This is a messenger RNA of Daphnia magna, 342 nucleotides long. Its product is annotated as merozoite surface antigen 2, allelic form 2-like. Bases 1 to 342 code for a protein of 113 amino acids. The transcript has 2 exons. The record is from RefSeq and is a predicted model, not a curated record. NCBI's taxonomy places the organism in Eukaryota, Metazoa, Arthropoda, Branchiopoda, Diplostraca, Daphniidae.
AUGGCGUCGGUGGACGACGCAUUAGACGCGGCAGCAGCCGCCGCAGCAGCAGCGUCGGCGGCAGUCGGUCGGAUCGCCUCGGUCGAACAGAAUCAGCAGGCGAUGACGCAACAAUUGACCGCCAUUACUCAACAAUUACAGCUGCUGCUACAGGGUGGCGGUGGCGCUGGUGGCAUCGGUGGAGGUUCGGCUAGCGGUGGCGCUGGCGGCAGUGGCGGAGGUUUGCCCGGCGCUGGCGGCUCGGCCGGCGGUGACGCUGGUGGCGGCGGUGGAGGCGCAGGCGGUGGCGCUGGAGGAGGAGCGCAACAACGACGAAUCGUUGGAACGAUUUCUGCCAAUUGA